UCUCAGUCAUUUCUCUCCAGCCUCUGAUUCACUGGCAAUACAUAUUCUACACGGAUUUAGCUCCACAAAAAACGCGUCCCCUGCAACCACAACCUAGAAAUCAGAUAGCUGUCUGUGUUGUUUAUAAGAAAAGAACGAGAUAAAUUAAAAGCGAAGCCGUCAGAGGGAAAAAAAUAGGCAUCUGCGCACAUCGACAGCCGUUAGCAGGCUGAGCUAGCCGCAUCGCGCGACGCAUUUCGCCCGCGAGACCUCGGGCUUAAUAAUUGUUUGCAUGAGAACCGUCAUCCACAUCAAUUAAACUGAGACUGUCCAGCAGAAUCGCAGCGGGGUUCGGCGGAGCUGUCCGGCUCUUGCUCGCACUGCAGGCCUGGUUGUGGGUGCGGAGAAUGCUAAAGGAUGAGUCAGAGGGACACACUGGUUCAUCUAUUUGCUGGAGGCUGUGGUGGCACUGUAGGUGCAAUAUUGACAUGUCCCUUGGAGGUGGUGAAGACGAGGCUGCAAUCUUCUUCGGUGACUCUUUACAUUUCUGAGGUUCAGCUCAGCACUGUGAAUGGGGCCAGUGUUGCCCGUGUGGCCCCGCCUGGGCCUCUGCACUGUCUCAAGUUAAUACUGGAGAAAGAAGGUCCUCGCUCACUCUUUAGGGGCCUGGGGCCGAACUUGGUGGGAGUGGCUCCAUCCAGGGCAAUAUAUUUUGCUGCCUACUCCACAGCCAAAGAGAAGCUGAACAAUGUGUUUGAUCCUGACUCCACACAGGUGCACAUGCUGUCCGCUGGUUUAGCAGGGUUCACUGCCAUCACAGUAACCAACCCGAUCUGGCUUAUAAAGACUCGAUUGCAGCUUGAUGCCAGGAACCGUGGAGAACAGCGCAUGAGUGCAUUUGAGUGCGUCCGGCGUGUCUAUCGGUCAGAUGGGUUACGGGGAUUCUACAGGGGCAUGUCCGCUUCUUAUGCUGGCAUAUCAGAGACUGUCAUUCACUUUGUCAUCUAUGAAAGCAUUAAACGCAAACUAAUUGAGUCCAAGGCCAACUCUAACAUGGAUGAUGAAGAUGAAUCUGUAAAAGACGCUUCAGACUUUGUUGGAAUGAUGCUGGCUGCUGCCACAUCCAAGACUUGUGCCACUUCAAUUGCAUAUCCUCAUGAGGUUAUUCGUACCAGACUACGGGAGGAGGGCAGCAAGUAUCGUUCGUUCUUCCAAACUCUAAAUAUGGUGGUCCGGGAGGAGGGUUACAGAGCGCUGUACCGAGGCCUCACCACUCAUCUGGUCCGACAGAUCCCUAACACUGCUAUUAUGAUGUGCACCUAUGAGCUGGUGGUCUACCUGCUCAAUGGUUAACGGAUGGAGAGAGACCAGGAAAGAGAGGGAGAGAGAGAGAGAAAGGGUGAGAAAGCGAAAGCUAGAUGGAGACCAAGAGAGUGAUUGUCCCUGGCUUUUACACCAAAGGAAGCAGAACAAAUCCUAGAAACGCAUUGUUAACCCAGACCCCCAAAGGGGGCUGUAGGAAGGUUUUGAGCCUGUCAGACUGGAGAGCGUUUCAAAAAAGAAAGACCGAUGGUGAACAGACACGCUAAAGCAGUCUGUCCAUUUGAAAUGUUUUAAGAGAGGUCCUUUUUGAAAGGACAAUCAGGGAGGGGAAUGCUUGAAGAAAAUGCAAAAGCCUGAAUUGGCAGAAUUCCUUCACAUUCAAGAAAAGAAAAAUCAUCCUUUCACAGCCAUUUCAUUAAAAAAGCCUUUUAUCUGAGCCAUUGCUUUAUAUAUAUAUAUAUAUAUAUAUAUAUAUAUAAAAAAGAAAAACAAGCCCGUCAAGAUCUGAAGUGACUGAAGGUCUUUUGAAGGAAAGUUAAAAAAAAAGCACAAGAAAGAGUUUUCAGAUGUGGCACAAUAGCACUACUGUAAAGAAUCCAUUUCGUAAAGAUGAUGCUUUGCCUUUCAAGCAUUCUCCUCUUGAUGUCACCUUCCACUCUUUCCAAACUUGCCAGGCAGAUGGUUGUCCACGCACAAGAGUCCAUUUGCUGUUGUUAAAUUGACGGUCACGUGAUGCGUGGCCCCUCAUGUGCUUCAAACUGAAGUGUUUCUUCGUUAGAUUCGUUAUGUUAAGUUUAACCAUACUUACUUUGUGUGUGUUUUCAAUGAUCAUACCCUUGUCCCAAUAUCAGUAUAGUAUAUACUCGGGGUGGUAUUUUUGAAUUGGGAGAUGUUGUCCUGCUUGCAUCACUGGGCCUUUUUUUAAUUGACAUUCUCGAAUUUUUCACCUCGGUUCACUGCUGCAAAGCCUCUACUUGAAUCCCAGGUGCCGGCGAGAGCCAGAAACAAAUUUGGCGAAGGCUAAAUGGUAGUGGCUAAUGCUAACCCUGAGCAUGUUGCCUACAAACAACAUGCCAUGUCGUGACAACAUUAUUCGUUGUAUGGCAAUAGUCAUUUUUCCACUUCUGAGUGGGUAUACGAGCUGCAGAAUUGUGUCCCACCCUCUGGAUUCCUCUAACAGUGGCUUCUAACUGAGCGUAUAAUAUAUGCACUUUGUGGCCUGUCUGGGCUUGCGCAAACAUUUUUUUUUUUUUUUUUUCUCUGUUUGGGACAAUUUUAAUCUUGUAUUGUAAAACAUAGUAUUACUAUGUAAGCAAGACAGUGUUUUGCUGAACAAUUCCCUUUGGAAGUUAUUGUACAGUUCAGUGUACUAAACUUUAGUGAAGGAUAUUCUUGUAUGUGUAUAUACUGUAUGUAUGCAUAUCAAAUAUCCAGUGUUCAUAACUUAAGUCCUCUGAUUAUGCAGUAGUAUUAUUUGAAUGACUGCAUUUGUUUGAUAGAUCUAUCACAACAGGAUAUUGUGAAACUCGUCUUGUUGAAUGUUAUUAUUGUUGGGUUUUUUUUGUUUGUUUUUUACAUUUUAUAUAUGCAUUUUUUUUUUUUUUAUCACUCCUCAUUCUGGCCCUGGACUUGUUGCUUGAAAUGGAGUCACACUUUUUUUUUUUUUUCCUAGUGUUUUCAUCUCGCUCAUUUGUUUACAUUACUGUUGUAUGUACUUCCACACCCUCAUGAUGAAGGAACUUAAACUCUCCAUGUUAGUGAUUUAGACAGUAUCCACAUAAUUUCAAGACCGUUAUUUACCAGUUUGGGCUUAAAAUUAUAAUUUAAGGUAAUUAUAUUAAGCCUCAUGUUGGUAGAUCCCUUAAAGAGCCUCUAGGGUUUCUGUAAGUAUCUUAAUAGCAGUAGCAUCUUAGUAACAGUAUUUGUUUUUCUAACAACAAAAACAUGGUUUUGGUUCCAUCAUUCAUAAUCAGAAGUAAAGUGUGUUUUCACAUUCAUUCAGUGUCUUUUCUGUCCAGUUCAAGUCCAUUUUCAAGUCAAAUUUGUGUAAAUGCUGCUGAUGAAGCUCUGGAGUUCUGUAAUGAUCAUCACCACACAUUUAUUAUACACACACAUAACAUCAUCCAAUAUUAUGCCGUUAGCACUGGACUCUCGUCACAGCUAAUAAUCCCGCCGAUAAUCUCAGCGUUUGCGCUAUUUGGUUAACAAAAAGCAUUUGUUUUUGAAAAACAAAAGUUUUUUCAGGCGUGAUGUUUAGUGUAAUUAGAAUAGUUAGACUAUCGUUGAUGGAUUAGUAAAAUUGUUGUUGUUUCUGAAGAUGUAUUGCCCUUGUGUUAGAAAGUGAUCAAACAUCCAUGUAUGAUGCUUUAAGUUUGCAUUCAACAAAUGCUCUUGUAACUUCACAGUCUCAUAGAGACUUUAAUGGCAUUACAAAGAGAUUCAAACUGGCAUUUUUAAAAAGUGAUGUCGGAAUAUUCAGUUGUCAGUUUUGGACUGAAUGGACAGAUGUGAACAUACACCAUCUGAGCCUAACCGAUUGACAGAAAUAUUGAACAUGACACUCUUGAUUAAUCAUUACAAUCUCCAUUUCACAUUUAAUGGCAUAUUCGGCAAUUUUGUGUAUGGUGUCUGUAUUGCGCAGUCUGACAUUACCAACACUAACAAAUUUUGUCAAUGCUUGUUUCAUUUCAUUUCAGUUUUUUUUUUGUUUGUUUGUUUUUUUUAAGUCUAGUUUUCAUGGUAAAGGUGGCCUAUUUUUUGCUGGUUAUGUGAUUUAUCAUACCUCUUUUUUGUGCAAACAGUCAAUAAAAACAAUGCAAAACCCA
Pimephales promelas (fathead minnow) is the source of this 4127-nucleotide messenger RNA. It is a transcript of the gene slc25a36a, whose product is annotated as solute carrier family 25 member 36a. Gene Ontology annotation, biological process: pyrimidine nucleotide import into mitochondrion. The record is from RefSeq and is a predicted model, not a curated record. NCBI's taxonomy places the organism in Eukaryota, Metazoa, Chordata, Actinopteri, Cypriniformes, Leuciscidae. Gene Ontology annotation, cellular component: mitochondrion. Gene Ontology annotation, molecular function: pyrimidine nucleotide transmembrane transporter activity.